GGCCCCCACUCGUUUCUCUUUCCUCCUUCCUCUUUCACACCUUUGAACUUUUCUUUCUUCCAAACCCCGACCUCACCCUCCCUCUCUCUCUCUCUCUCUUUUCUCACUAGAUUUUUCCUGCGACAGAAUAUAUCAAAGAUGAUGUGAUUACACGAGUCUCUCUUUCUCUCUCUCUCUCUCUCCCGAGUCCCCCAACAGAGAGAGCUAUUGAAGCCCCGAUCUUCUUAUCACCUUGGAAAUCCUAUUAUAUAUCCGCAAAUAGAUCUCUAUAAAUCUUCGCAGCUUUUGACACAACAUCUGAGCAUUGAUAGCUAUUACGAACCUCCCUAAUCACCAAUCUCCAACAACCCUCCUUGACCCUUUUUCUAGCGUUUCUCAAUCCCCUUCUCCUCUCUCUCUCUCUCUCUCUCUCUCUCUCUCGCUUCUCGGUCUCAGCUAUCAUUGACCCUCCCCCACCCCAAAAAAAAAGUUGCAGCCUUUGGGGGUGGAUAGAAAACAGGGAGGGCUCUUGAUUAGUGACAGCCCGUGUCGUUGUUUUCGAUGCAAAUGGGUCUUUUGCAUCUGCUCGUCUUCUCUUCUGUGCUCGUUGCACUGUGCGGUGCGGAGAUUUCGAGCAAGGUCGGAGUGAACUACGGCCAGCUGGGGAACGACCUCCCGUCGCCGGCCCGGUCCGUCCGGCUCAUCAAGCACCGGCUCAAGGCCCAGCGGGUCAAAAUCUACGAUGCCAACCCGAGGAUUCUCCGAGCCCUGCGGCACACCGGCAUUCGGGUCUCGGUCAUGGUCCCGAACGAGCUCAUCAACGCCAUCGCCGUCAACCAGACGCUCGCCGACUCUUGGGUAGUGUCCAACGUGGUGCCCUUCUACCCGGCGACCAAGAUUCGGUACCUCCUCGUGGGCAACGAGAUCCUCAGCGCCGCCGACAACACGACCCGGCUCAACCUCGUGCCGGCGAUGCGAAAGGUCAAGAAGGCCCUGAAGAGGCACAGGGUCCUCAAGGUCAAGGUGGGGACCACGCACGCGAUGGACGUCCUCGCGUCGUCGUACCCGCCGUCGAGCGGCUCGUUCAGGCCCGACGUGUCGGACCGUGUCAUGAGGCCGAUGCUGCAUUUCUUGAACCGGACCAAAUCGUUCUUCUUCCUCGACGUGUACCCGUAUUUCCCCUGGUCCUCCGACCCGAAGAACAUCGACCUCGACUACGCAUUGUUCGAGUCCAAGAACGUGACCUUCACAGACCCGGUCACGGGCCUGGUCUACACGAACCUGUUCGACCAGAUGGUGGACGCGGCAAUCUUCGCGAUGAAGAAGCUCGGGUACCCGGACAUCCGGGUCUGGAUCGCCGAGACGGGCUGGCCCAACGCCGGCGACUACGAUCAGAUCGGCGCCAACAUCUACAACGCCGCCACGUACAACCGCAACGUGGUCAAGAAGCUCUCGGCCCGACCGGCCAUCGGGACACCGGCUCGACCCGGUUGGGUCCUGCCUUCCUUCGUAUUCGCGCUCUACAACGAGAACCAGAAGACGGGUCCGGGCACGGAGCGGCAUUUCGGGCUGUUGUACCCGAACGGGUCGUUCGUGUACGAGAUCGAUCUCAGCGGGGAGAGGCCGGAGAGGGAGUACGGGCCCUUGCCGGCGCCGACGAACAACGAGCCGUACAAGGGGAAGAUAUGGUGUGUGGUGGCGAGGGGAGCGAACCGGAGCGCAUUGGGGUCGGCCUUGUCGUACGCGUGCUCCCAGGGGAACGGGACAUGCGGGCCGAUCCAACCGGGCAAGGCGUGUUAUAGACCGGGUUCGCUGGUCUGGUGGGCGAGCUACGCGUUCAGCUCGUACUGGGCCCAGUUCAGGAAGGCGGGUGGGUCUUGUUACUUCGAUGGGCUGGCCACUCAAACCAUCAAAGAUCCAAGUUACGGAUCCUGCAAGUUCCCUGCGGUGACUCUUUGAAGAACUUCCACCAGCUAGAAGAGGUGAUAUCGUCGUCUCUGUUUUUCCGCCACCAUCAUGUGUUACAAAAAUUGUUCAGCUCAUUCUUCCAGGACUCGGGCGCAUUUCACCUCCGACUGCACAUUUUCUUAGCACAGUUUAGAUAUUACUGAUUAGGUCAGACUUCCAGAGCAUAUGGCAAGCUCAAAAGUAAAUGAUUUUCUUCAUCUUUAGUCGGGUCAUCACGACGAGCCUUAGACAAUUGACGGAGACGUGAAAUCAGUAGUCGUGUUUCAUCAAACAUUGUCUUGGUUUCCAGAUUGUUACUAGAAGGUUUCCACGGCCACAUCCCACCAUUUUUCGAACCACACUCGACCUUAUUACCUAUUUUCAGGCCGAGACGAUUUGUUGAUGCUUCGUGGCAAGUGGCUAUUUCUGCAUAUUGAGACGACUCUUUCUUUGAAUUUAUAUGAAGCAUCGCUGCUGCAUUUUGUUCUUUCCAGUUUCGGAUUGUAAGUUGAGGAUGUUGCUGAAACGAUGAAAGAUUAUUUCUUGACAUUGAUAA
Syzygium oleosum is the source of this 2482-nucleotide messenger RNA. RefSeq names its product probable glucan endo-1,3-beta-glucosidase A6. Gene Ontology annotation, molecular function: hydrolase activity, hydrolyzing O-glycosyl compounds. Gene Ontology annotation, biological process: carbohydrate metabolic process. Lineage: Eukaryota; Viridiplantae; Streptophyta; Magnoliopsida; Myrtales; Myrtaceae. The coding region runs from base 541 to 1938 and encodes 465 amino acids. The record is from RefSeq and is a predicted model, not a curated record. The transcript is spliced from 3 exons. Gene Ontology annotation, cellular component: plasma membrane.